AUGUCUUUGCGUCGUAGUGCGCGUAAUAUUAGUAAUUCCAAUGGGUCUGCCAAAAAAGAAUCAGCUGUAAAGAAAAUCAAAACAGAAACAGCAACUAAAAAACGAAAAGCACCCGAGGUCAAAGUCGAGGAUAAUAAGCCUCAAAACUGGGACAUUGUAUAUGAAAUGCUGGAAGCUUUUCGAGAAAAAGAAAAAGCACCUGUGGAUACAAUGGGAUGUGAAAGACUUGCGGAUACUACGGCUUCUCCUGUCGUUCAACGAUUUCAAACUUUGAUAGCCUUAAUGCUUUCUUCACAGACAAAAGAUACCGUCACCAGUGUUGCUGUGGCAAAACUUCAGAAAGAGUUGCCAGGAGGACUUUGUCUGCAAAGCAUAUUGAAUGUUGACGAAGCAGCUUUGGAUAAAAUGAUUGCAGCAGUUGGUUUUCAUACAAAGAAGGCGUCUUAUAUUAAGCGUACCGCCGAAAUCCUCAGGGAUCAGUAUGCUGGUGAUAUUCCGGAUACAAUUGAAGGUUUAGUAGACUUACCUGGUGUUGGACCUAAAAUGGGCUACUUGACUUUGCAAGUGGCAUGGGAUAAGAAUAUCGGUAUCGGUGUAGAUGUUCAUGUACAUCGUAUCUGCAAUCGUUUAGGUUGGGUCAAGACAAAAACACCAGAAGAAACUAGAACAAAUCUUCAAUCGUGGCUACCUAAAGACAGAUGGAAAAAAUUAAAUCCAAUUAUGGUUGGAUAUGGACAAAUUGUUUGUUUGCCACGUGGACCUCGAUGCGACAUCUGCCCUAUCAGCCAAUACUGCCCGUCUUCUGAAAUCAAAAAGAUUGUCAAAAAAAAGCAAAAGAUAGAAAAAACAGAGUCUGUUUAUUUUAAGACUGAACCUACUGAGGAACAAAGACCAUUAGAUUGGUGA
Messenger RNA from Gilbertella persicaria, 906 nucleotides. Its product is annotated as DNA glycosylase. Bases 1 to 906 code for a protein of 301 amino acids. Gene Ontology annotation, molecular function: oxidized pyrimidine nucleobase lesion DNA N-glycosylase activity; DNA binding; DNA-(apurinic or apyrimidinic site) endonuclease activity. Lineage: Eukaryota; Fungi; Mucoromycota; Mucoromycetes; Mucorales; Choanephoraceae. Gene Ontology annotation, biological process: base-excision repair; base-excision repair, AP site formation; nucleotide-excision repair. The transcript is spliced from 3 exons. The record is from RefSeq and is a predicted model, not a curated record. Gene Ontology annotation, cellular component: nucleus.